AUGAUUGCUAAUUGGCAAGAUGCAUGCGGCCCCUAUCUUCCGGACGAUAUCACAACUCCAUCUGCUCUCGAAGCAACCAAAACGAUGGACCAAGACACAUGUAAGACUAUCGUAGAGAGCUGCGCUCAAUCGAGUCAGUCGGUCACGUCCUGCUUCUCUGCUUUUUCGAAGCCAGCAGAUAUCACCAGCUGUCGGUGCCAAGAGUCCAUCGUUUCCCUUGCUUCAGUGUGUAAGAUUGAUUGGCUCAAUUCUUGCGAGGGAAGUAUCGCCAUUACGUCCGACAUCUGGGAGUUCCGAAACUGUGAAGCUGCUGCCGAUGUUUUAAAGACUACAAAGGAAAGUGGCCCAAUUACUAAGAAACCGGAGGACAGUACUAAUCAAGAGGCGACUGCUACGUUCGAGUUUGGUCCAGCUUCUACUGUUGCCUCGCCUACAUCAGGCGUGGCUGCAUCUGGAAACUGUAGCCUAUGGUUUAUAAAGAGUCUUUUAUUUCUUUUAGCAUCUAAAUUUAUUUACAUUUUCUAA
Messenger RNA from Fusarium graminearum PH-1, 525 nucleotides. RefSeq lists its product as uncharacterized. Lineage: Eukaryota; Fungi; Ascomycota; Sordariomycetes; Hypocreales; Nectriaceae. The record is from RefSeq and is a predicted model, not a curated record. Bases 1 to 525 code for a protein of 174 amino acids. The transcript has 2 exons.